CAUGAGAUGGUUCGAGAGCCUCACACGUGGCAAAGUCGACCUAGCUCACUCGCGCGUUUUUGGCUUAUUUAGCUGUUCACUGUUAAGAGACGGAUGACGGGCAAAGACCUGAAAUAUGAAGAAAGUGUUUACUGUGGGACAAAUAUCGGACUGGUUCACUUCGGGAGCCACGUUUGCAAACGUCAAACUCACAAAUGAAGUGGUUGAAAGAAAGCUCGAUGAACCAUCAUCGAAAGAGACGAGCACUGCUCCUGUCCUGCAGACUUUUUCCAGGAGAGUUAGUCGCACACUGCAAACUGACACAUUAGAGGUUGUUAAUGAGUGCAGCCCCAAGAAUGUAGACUUUGAUGAAGAGUCCCAAAGACAACAAUCUGCAAGGAGUACUGCUCUUCCUCCUCUUGCCAGCUACAAGUACCCCAGGUUGCCUGUAGCAAAGCACAGAAAGGAGUUGGUUUCCUUCAUAGAAAACAACUCUGUAGUGAUUGUCCAAGGAGCCACAGGCAGUGGGAAGACCACACAGCUGCCACAGUACAUUCUGGAUUACUACAAUGAGAAAAAUGGUUCGUGCAACAUUGUGGUCACCCAACCACGCAAAAUUGGGGCCAUCAGUAUUGCUCGAUGGGUUGCCACACAGCGGAAGUGUACCCUGGGUAGUCUGGUGGGAUACCAGGUUGGAUUAGAGAAGAUGGCUACUGAGCACACCCGACUCAUCUACAUGACGACAGGAGUGCUGCUGCAAAAACUGGUUACAGCCAAGUGUCUCACAGAGUAUUCCCACAUUUUUGUAGAUGAGAUUCAUGAGCGCUCUGAGGACGUAGACUUUCUGCUACUGGUUUUGAGAAAACUCCUUCAAUCCAACUCUCGUUAUGUCAAGAUCAUCCUCAUGUCAGCCACCAUUAACUGCAAAGAGUUUGCUGAAUACUUUGCCACCCCAGUUCGGGGCAAGAUGAGCCCAGCGUAUGUGUUUGAAGUGGAGGGGAAACCCUAUGCCAUUGAGGAGUUUUACCUGGAUGACCUCCACAGCCUGUUUCCAUUCACAGGUGCUUUGCCUGAUCCAGAUGACCCUCGAAUCUCGUUAGAGAUGUACAAUCUUGCCAUCUGUCUCAUUCAGAGCUUUGACGAGAUGGAGGGCAAUGAUUCCAGUAAAGUUGAGAAAGACGAUAGCCCUACUUUGACAGAGAGAGGCAGCGUGCUGGUUUUCCUUCCUGGUUUGUCUGAAAUAAGCUACAUGCAGGAGGCUCUGAACAAGCUGGUUCGCAAAAGAUUGCAGGUUCAUCCUCUUCACUCCACUGUGAUUCUGGAGGAGCAGAAUAAUGUGUUUUGGUCCCCUGUCCCUGGAUACAGGAAGGUCAUCCUUUCCACCAACAUCGCAGAGAGUUCUGUGACUGUUCCAGAUGUCAAAUAUGUCAUUGACUUCUGCCUGGCCCGUCACUUGGUCUGUGAUCAAGAAACCAAUUAUCAGUCCCUGCAUCUCACCUGGGCAUCCAAAACUAACUGCAACCAGCGCAAAGGUAGAGCAGGUCGAGUAUCUAAAGGCUUCUGUUACCGUCUUGUCACUAAAGAGUUCUGGAGAGAUAAAAUCCCAGAUUACAUGAUCCCUGAGAUGCUGAUUGCCCCCUUGUCCACCAUCAUGCUGAAGGUGAAGCUGCUGGACAUGGGAGAUCCCCGCUCCCUCCUCUCCACUGCUCUAUCACCCCCGGUCCUUGAUGAUAUAGUGAAGACAGUCCUCCAACUCAAAGAGAUGGGCGCACUGUCUGGAAAACAUGAUGACAGUCAGAAUGAGGAUGGAGACCUGACAUUUCUGGGUCGAGUGUUGGCCCACUUGCCUGUGGACCUCCACCUGGGGAAGAUGAUUGUCCUGGGCCAUGUCUUUGGCUGCCUGGAUGAAUGCCUCAUCAUAGCUGCCUCACACUCUUUGAAGAGUUUCUUUGCAAUACCGUUAAUGCAACAGCUUGCUGGGUACAGGAGCAAAAUGGCCUUUGCCCGUGGCACACCAAGUGAUUCCAUAGCUAUUGUCAAUGCCUUCAAGGCAUGGGACGCAUCAAAAAAGAGCGGGCAACUGAGACACCCAAAGGACGAGACGAACUGGGGAAAAGAGAACUUCAUUCAGAUCAAAAGGAUCAAGGAGGUUUCAGAGCUGUAUGAGGACCUGAAGAAGCGUGUGUCCCAGUUCAACAUGCAUGUGUCACUGAAUGCUCAGCCCUUGGGGAGUGAACACAGACAGAAGUUCAUUCUUCAGAUGGUCAUUGCUGGUGCCUACUACCCCAACUACUUUGUCCAAAGUGAAAUAAAUGAAGACCUGGCCUCCAGAGAACUGAGUGGCUUCAACCCCAGAACUACUGUGAUGUUGAGGAACCUCCCUCCAUACAGUUUUCUCUACUACAAGCAGCUGCAGUCUCUGUUCCGCCUGUGUGGACAGGUCAAAACCAUUUCCUUUGAGAGUUCCAGAGCAUACUUGGAGUUCUACAAGACGACUCAAGACUCAGCGGUGCUGCCUGAGGUGUCCCUUGCCCUUCUCUUGGGCCAGCAGGACCCUCCCAUGGAGCUCUCAGUCUACCCCACUGAAGAAAUAGAAAUCUGUGCUGGGAACAAUCCCGUAACUCACAUGAAAUAUGCUCGGGUGAAUGUAGACUUCCAGAGGCAGUCGGUCAGCCCAGUGGGAGUGUUGAGCAGCAGUAUUGACCCAGACAACAUACCCCCCAAACCCUUAUUUGUGGUCAACAUCACAGAGGUGGUGGAGGUGGGUCAUUUCUGGGGGUUCCAGGCAGACGAAGCCAGCUUGGAGAAGCAGCGCCAUCUGACAGCAGACAUUAACACUCGUACACUGAGUCCUGUGACCUUGGUGCCCUACCCCAACAUGCUGUGUCUGGCUCCUUACUCUGAGAUCAAUGAUCAGAGUCUGUACUACCGUGCCAAGGUCCUGCAUAAUCGUGGCAGUACAGUAGAGGUGGUGUUCUUGGACUUUGGGAACACAGAAGUUGUUGCCUGCAAAAGCCUCAGAGAGCUCCCUCCUGACCUCAUGUCUCACCCAUUCCAGGCCCAGGAGUUUCACGUUAUUGGAAUACGUCCAUCAGCUGAGUCCACGAUCCUGGGGAACCAGUGGAGCAGUCAAGCCCGCAACCGCUUCAUCACGUUGGUUAAGGGCCACUCUCUCAUGGUGUCUUUGUACUCUAUCCUACAUGGUGUCAUGCGUGUGCAGCUGCUCAUCAACACAGAGGCAACAAGCACCAGUGUGGUAGACGUGUUGGUGGAUGAGGGACAUGCUGUGGAGGCCAAAGAAAGCUUUGACUCUGAGCAAAACCAUGAGGUGCUGAUGUCCUUGUAUGAGGCCCUGAAAAAAGGUAAAUACGUCCCCAACAGUGCCAGCAGCUCCUGGAAGGAACAUAAGAAAGAGGAGAAGGAGCUCAUUGACAACUUGCUCACCCACUUCUCUCAGAGCCGGAAGCCUUAUUUAAAGAACAAGGUCCGUCUGCAUGGGCCAUACAGUCCUUACAAGAUCAACUUCCACUGCUUGAGCCAAAGGAUCCUCUGCAAGUCCGUGUGUGUAGAGAAGUGCAGCAUCAACUCACUGGCCCUGAACGAAAACCCUCACUCCAAACAUCAGAGGAUGCUGGUGGCUGGGACUAUAUCAGUAAACGUCACAGGUACACGGAUUCUCCUGAGGGAUACUUCCAUCAUGCCAGAUAUCCCGGGACUGCCUGCACUCCUUACCAUGCUCUUCACCCCUGUCAUGGAGUUACGCACUAAUGAAGAGCGGACAUGCUUCACUGGUGCCCUCUGUGGCUUGGGCUGGGACAGUCAAACACAAGAGAGCAUCCUACCAGACAAUGACAUUGAACUGGGCUUUGACUUCAGGUUUGACGUUAAGGACAUCACUGAGAUAAAUGCUUUACGACAAGCUAUAAACUGUCUGGUAUGUGAAGGGCCCAGUGGCACUCUGCACUUGGACUCCGACAGGAUCAGCCACCUCCAGGAGGACUGUCGUAGGCGCCUCAUAAGACUGUUCACCAGGUCACCCCCAAGGGAAGCUGUCGCCCCAGUCUAUUACAAGAAUCCAGGGAAAUGGAACCAGGUGGAUCCUUCUUUGAGGGUAGCGAUUGUGGAACCUGGAGGUGGACAGACAAGAGGUGUUCUCUUCCAGCUGCAUCCUUUCACUCUCCUCAACAGCUAAAAUGUCACUAAACUGAGUCUUCGCUUUGAAUUUUCUUUUAUGUUCAGAAGAGUGUGUGUAUGUGUGUGUGUGUAUACACAUACAUAUUUUUUUUAGGUUCAAAUGGGUUUGUAAGUGUUCUAUUAAAGAAGUGUUAAAGUUCAUUACUGAUUGUCCUGUACCAUCCUGUAUAGCUUGUUUAUAAUGUGCUUCAUCAGCAGACCAUUGAAAGUUUUCAAAAGA
Molecule: messenger RNA, 4393 nt
Organism: Monopterus albus (swamp eel)
Lineage: Eukaryota; Metazoa; Chordata; Actinopteri; Synbranchiformes; Synbranchidae
Gene: tdrd9
Product: tudor domain containing 9
Exons: 36
Coding region: 116-4171 (1351 amino acids)
Cellular component (GO): intracellular anatomical structure
Molecular function (GO): ATP binding; helicase activity; RNA binding
Source: RefSeq, a predicted model, not a curated record